Contarinia nasturtii (swede midge) is the source of this 4715-nucleotide messenger RNA. Its product is annotated as squamous cell carcinoma antigen recognized by T-cells 3-like. The record is from RefSeq and is a predicted model, not a curated record. NCBI's taxonomy places the organism in Eukaryota, Metazoa, Arthropoda, Insecta, Diptera, Cecidomyiidae. Gene Ontology annotation, biological process: RNA processing. The transcript is spliced from 16 exons. Gene Ontology annotation, molecular function: RNA binding; protein binding. The coding region runs from base 98 to 4585 and encodes 1495 amino acids.
GUAUUUAUAACUCCGGCAAGUUUCUUGUCAAAAUAAACGAUUUAGAAUCGUUUGGUGUAUUUCAUUUGAUUUUAUACAUUUAAAAAAAAAAGUGAGAAUGUCCGAUCAGGAAGAUCUAAGCGACCAAGAAAUGGAUGUUGAUGAUCAAGACACGGACGAAGUAGAUGAAGAUUUAUCACCGGACAGCGGUGAUUCAGACAUCGACGCAGAAGUGCAGCUGUAUGAAAACUAUGCCAAAAUUCUAAGUCAAAUCUCGACCGCAAGCUACGUUUACGACUAUUACGUUGAAUUGGUCACGGUGGCACAUCAACUUAACGAUUUGGAUAAAAUACGUGAAAGUAGCGAGCUGUUCAGCACACAAUUCCCGUUGGCACCAGAGAUUUGGACGAAAUGGCUACAAAUUGAAUUGACCAUAGCAACCAGUGAAAAUGAGCUGAAACGCGUAGAAGGUCUAUUUAAACGGGCUCUCGGCGAUUACUUUUCUGUCACAGUUGGUGGUCUGCACGCACAAUUGGCGGUGAAAAUGUUGAAUCCACAGGAAACAUGGGAUGAAAUACUUGCUACAUAUACUUUGGAUUGCAUGGAAGGUAGUACAUUUUUUAAAGAUUGGCGAAAUUACUACAUCAAACAUGUGCCAGAGUCACCCGAAAAAGUGAAGAAAUUACUGGAAGUGUUCACAUACGAAUUGUCAAUACCAUUGGCCGGUAUACAAGAAGCAUAUGCGGAAUUUUGUGAAUUUGUUGACAAAUACAACGAGGAAGUGGAAUGGGAAAAAAUCAACGAGACAUACCACAAAUCGAAGGAUAAUUUGUAUGAAAUUCUCACAUUCGAACAACAAUUGGUGGAUCUAGAUGAUAAAGAACACCAUAAAAGAGCAUCGAUCUAUUUGGAUUAUAUUGACAAGUGUAAAAGUUUUAAGAGUGAUCGCAUGGUUCAGAUUCUGUACGAGCGAAUGGUUACUGCAUGUUGUUUGAGUGCUUCAACUUGGAUCAAAUAUGUGAAAUAUCUCAAAAAUCGUGAGACUGUUCCGGAUGUAAGUGAAAAAUCUCUGAUUUUCAAACAAACAGCAUUGGAUGUUCUGACUCGUGCAUUGCGCAAUUGCACAUGGAGUGCUGAAUUGUACGUCGAAAAGAUGCGAUUGUCGGAGAAAGCAGGCAUCGCAAAGAGUGAUGUCACUGAAAUUGCACAACAAGCAUUCGAAGCAACAAAUAAUGAUGUCAAAGGUCAUUUGAAUGUAUGGAUGGAAUAUUUAUCAUUCAUCAAUCGAAAUACAAAUGUCACCGAUGAAAAAGAAGUGGAAAUUUUACGAAAAACGAUGGAAUUGGGCCAGAACUCAUUGGCCACGCGAGAAGCCGACGCACACAAUGAAUUUGAUCAACUUUGCGCUCGCAUCGAAUAUGGAGCAUUGAAAAAUGGCGAUAAAGGCUUUCAAUAUUAUGACUUAGCCAUAAAGAAUAACUUAAAUCAAAAUAAAGCAACUUUGUGGAUUGACUUUGCUCAUUUGGAAUUGAAUAGAGGCGUUGAUGCCGCACGAAAAAUUUACCGUCGAGCCAUCAAAGUUAAGAAUAUCGAUGAUUUUGACGCCGUGAUGUCAGCAUGGAAAAUUUUUGAAUACGCAUACGGUACAUUGGAUCAAAUCUGCGAUUGCAAUGAAAUGUGUGCGAAAAUUAUUGAAAAUUACAAUAAACACUAUGCCAUCAAGGCAAAGGUGCAAAAACGUAAACCAGAAACGGAGAAUGACUCAAAGGUUGUCCAAAAGAAACAGAAAACAUUCGAUGACAGAGCACCAAAACCAGUUAAAAAAGUGGAGGUCAAAAAACCAGAACCCAAACAACCAGAGAUCAAACAGCAAGAGAUGGGGCAAGAGAACAAGCCAGACUUCGGUGAAAAGGAUGAUGUGUCGAUUUUCUUGAGUAACUUGGCAUUUGAUAUCUCCAAAGAGCAGAUCAUUGCUGCUUUCCCAGAAUUGAAUAUCAAGGAUGUUACUAUGGUGAUUGGACCUGGUGGUCGUAGCAAAGGUUAUGGAUAUGCUGAGCUCGGAAAUCCAUCGGAAGUGGAAAAAGCAAUCAAAUUUGAUCGCCGCCCCAUCGGUGGCCGUCCGGUAUUCAUUAAAAAGGUUUUGCGCGACAAAAACAUACGCAGCACAUUUAAAUACUCUGAAGGAAAAGAAUCGAAUAAAAUCUUCAUCAAGGGCCUACCAUUCAAUACUACUCAAGACGAAUUACAAAUUCUCUUUGGCACUUUUGGAAAAAUUAAAGACACUCGAUUGGUUACUAAAAAAGAUGGUAAAUUCAAAGGUAUUGCUUUCAUCGACUUUGAAUCAGACACGGCCGCCAACAAAGCCGUCGAAACUAUGAAUUCGUUCGACUUGAGAGGUUUUACGAUCAUUGUAGCCAUAUCCGAUCCACCACCAAAAUCUACAGAUAACGCACGACCAAUGAAUUUCAAUUCAAAUACUUUACCAAGUUUAAGAGGGCCAAGAAGUGAUGCUAAGCCGCGCCUUACCUUUAUUCCAACGUCAGUGCAACGUAAUGUCGCGAAGCCAUCAACUUCAUCAAAUGGAACCACUGGAACUGAGCCAACUACAUCAAAAUCAAACGAUUACUUCCGUCAAUUAUUAAAUAAAAAAAUGGCAAUUAGCGAGCAAAAACGAUUGUUUAUUGGAAAUCUUCCGCCUGAUAUUCAAGAGCAUGAACUGAAACAAGAGUUUGCAUACUACGGUGCCGUCAAUAAAGUUGAAAUCAAGACGAAGAAAACGCCGGAUUCAGAUGAAGUACAGACUACAUUCGCUUUUAUCACAAUUGGACUUGAUGAUCGUACGCUGCGUCAAUGCUUGCAAGAGUUUAAAGAGCAAAAAUAUCGUGGCCGACAGUUGCAAGUUACAGUUGCCCGUGAGAAUUUUUUGGAAAAAUUGAAGCGAGAACGAGAAGAGGCCGCACAAUUUAAAGAAAAAAAAAAUGAAUCGACACAAAUUCAAGUGGAAACAGUAAAAGCAGUGCUUCCAACACUUUCAACAGGAGAUUCAUCUAGUUCCGAGAGUAGUAGUUCGGAUGAGAGCAGCGAAGAUGAGAGUCCAUCGCAACAAAAUAAAUCGAUCGCCCAACAAAAUGGCUCCAAAAAGUUUAAAUCAUCGUCAGAAAGCAGUGAUAGUGAGUCGGAUUCAAAUAAAAAUGAAGACAAUCUUGUUUUGAAAAAAAAGUCGAAAAUGUUCGUUGAAAAUGGAAAGAUAAAAAUCGAUCGUUCAGUUUCGAGUGGAGAAGCAAUUCAUAUUAUUGAAUCGAAGGCGCAAAAGACCAACAAAAGGGAAUUGGAUGAAAAAUCGAAGAAAGCAGAUCAAAAACGAAUGGAAUCAUUGAAUAAGAUGAAAAAUUCAUACAAUGAACAGAAAUUGGCCAUCAAGAAGGCAUUGGCUGGAGUUGAUUCCGGCAAGAAAAGCAACAAGAUUGUGUUUGAAGAUGAUGAUGAUGAUGAAACUCCCAUUUCGAGUCAGUCAACAAAAUCGAUAAACCAAACAAAGUCAAAGGAAAAUAAAUCAAUGGAAAAGAAGCGAAAUCUGUUUGACGAUGCGGACGACAGCGAUAAUGAACAGGGCUACGAGGGUAAUUUCGAAAUAAAACAUCAAUUCGAGGGAAAAAAAGGCGAGAAACUAAGGAGACUGCAGGAUCGUUUCCAAGGUGAUAGUCGUUUCAAAAUGGAUUCCAAGUUCUUGGAAGGUGAAAGCGAUGAAAGUGAAAAUGACGAAGCAACUGCAAAACAGAAUGGAGAAGAAGCGACCACAAAAAGCAGCGAUGACAUCGAAACGAAUGAGUUUGAUGAACGUCAAUGGCAAUUAAAUAUUUUAGAAAGUGUCAUCGGUAAGAAGGUGGCUAGCAAAACGUCAAAGGAGAAAAAAGCACCACCAUCUAUGUUACGAUUCGAUCCAACUCGUGCCGAACACACAAAGUUCAUUGAGCCAAAAGUAAAGAAGCGAAAAUCAAAAGCAAUCGCCGAACCCGAAUCGAAACGACUGAAGACUGAAGAUGAAUAUGUUGAAAAAGAAACGGAAAAAAGUGAGCCAAUUGUUUCGAUGGAACAUUUCUACGAAGUCAGGGGUGAUCUUAAAAAAUCGUUGGGUUCUGGCGGAUUUAGUUUAUUGAGUAUGUUCAACAGACCAGCGGAGAAUACAGAUGCAACAACAACGACGACGCCAAGCAAACCAUACGAGGAAAAAUUGAUUGCCAAAAAUGGCGUAAAAUUCUUAGCAGAUUUCGAUCCAUUUAAAUACGAUUCAUCCGGCGACGAAGCAGAUAAUGAUAAAAAGGAAAGCACCACUGUUCCGAAGCCGGAUGGUGAGAAAUCAGGCCUAAAAUAUGAAUCAUUUUUCACAUUGAGUUCAGCUGAUGAACGUGUAUCAGAGGGUAUGACUUUCUUCGCUGCACCUGAACCGAUCGAAAAUCAAGAGACCAAUACAGCAGAUUAUGAUGAUGCACAAAGACAGGAACUAAAGAACAUAGUUAAACGAAAAAUUAAAAAAUCCAUACAAAAUGCAUUGCCACGAAAUGCCAAACCGAAUAAACGAUUUAAGAGGUUCGCCAAAAAUCUGUAAAAGUUUAUUCUAAUCAAUUGUUUUUAAAAUCAAACGAACGUUUGUUAAGUAUUUUGAUGGAUAUUCAUUUAUUGCAUAGGUCAUUAGUGGUACAUUGUAUAAUGAAAUAAUUAAAUCGCUAUUUUCUAUA